Molecule: messenger RNA, 644 nt
Organism: Eurytemora carolleeae
Lineage: Eukaryota; Metazoa; Arthropoda; Copepoda; Calanoida; Temoridae
Product: protein mago nashi homolog
Exons: 4
Coding region: 18-458 (146 amino acids)
Biological process (GO): RNA splicing
Cellular component (GO): exon-exon junction complex; nucleus; catalytic step 2 spliceosome
Source: RefSeq, a predicted model, not a curated record
CAGAUCAGUUUAUCAGAAUGAGUCAGGAUUUCUAUCUCCGGUAUUAUGUUGGACACAAGGGGAAGUUUGGACACGAGUUCCUCGAGUUUGAAUUCAGGCCUGAUGGCAAGCUUAGGUACGCCAACAACUCCAACUACAAGAACGAUACAAUGAUCAGGAAGGAGGCCUUCGUUCAAAGCAAGGUGAUAAACGAACUCCGAAGGAUUGUCGAAGACAGUGAGAUCAUGGCUGAAGAUGACGCACUCUGGCCGCAGCCUGAUCGUGUUGGCCGGCAGGAGCUCGAGAUUGUGAUUGGCGACGAGCACAUCUCAUUCACGACCAGCAAAAUCGGCAGUCUCGUCGACGUCAACCAGUCCAGGGACCCGGACGGCCUGAGAUGUUUCUACUAUCUGGUUCAGGAUCUCAAAUGUAUUGUAUUCUCUCUGAUUGGUCUACAUUUCAAGAUUAAGCCUAUCUAAACUCCGAAACCGACCACUACUCUACUCAAACUCCACCGUUUGCCUCAUUAACUCUUGUGUAACUCAAACUCAAGUUGAGUCUCUCAACUGUUUAUUUCCUGAGAACAUUUAAAAAAUCUUUGUUUUUUAGUUUUCAAUUUUUUUUCUGCGUAAUGUGAGUUGGAGUCUGAAAAUCCAUUUUUCAGA